Molecule: messenger RNA, 1446 nt
Organism: Arctia plantaginis
Lineage: Eukaryota; Metazoa; Arthropoda; Insecta; Lepidoptera; Erebidae
Source: the annotation of a GenBank genome assembly
AUGUCACGUCUUGAUAACAUGGACGCAUUAGAAAAGCAAUUAGCCGAUCUUCAAAUGUCUAAAGAUUUAAAUAACACAGGAAAGGUAAAAAAGAUACCACCUGCUGUGCCACCAAAAAAGAAGGCACAGCCACAAGUACCACACAGUGCUGUCGUAAGUGCAAUAAGGGAGCCUUCUUAUUCUGCAAUGAUAAUGCCUACUUCAAACUAUAAUAAUAACAGCAACACAUAUAGUAAUACCCUCCCGAGCCAUGGUCAUCCUGUGCACAAAGAUUAUGCAAAUGUAAAUCAAUUGAAUUUGGCAACAUUUAAUCAUGCUUAUAGGAAAAAUUUACCUACACCAUCAAAGAGUUAUAAUGCCACAUAUAGUAAUAUAGCACCAUACAGAAAUAAUGAUAACCUACCUACAUUGCCACAACCACCACCGCCUCCACCACCACCCCUGCCGCCAUCAAUUUCAAUAUCAUCAUCAAAACCAUAUAAUGCCAAUCAAACAAGUGAUGAAUUUUUACCACCACCAUCACCUGUGAGCUCUAACUAUAGUGAAUUGGUACGAGCAACAGCCAAUUUGAAUUAUAAUCAAGAGAGGCAAUCUUAUCCACCAAUAUAUCAAAAUGACUUUCCUGAAUAUGGAGUGUCACAGUCUUCAACAUAUGAGUCACUCUAUGAGCCUAUUAACCCACGCCCGCAUAGCAAUGUGUCAUCUCAAGCUAAUUCUGUUCAUAAUUACCGGAGCAACUUACCUAACCCUAGUAAGUCACCGCUUCAAAAGGAAGAAGAAGUUGAUGCACUUACCAAUCUUCUUGUUAAGUCUAUCUCUGAUAGCCAGGAUUUGGAUGUUUUUGGAAUGUGUAUUAAAUGUAAUGGAAAGGUAGUAGGUGAGAGUUCUGGCUGCACUGCUAUGGGAAAUAUGUACCAUGUGACAUGCUUUUGUUGCCAUUAUUGCAAUGUUAACUUGCAAGGGAAACCUUUCUAUGCUGUGGAAGGUCAGCCAUACUGUGAAGUGGAUUAUUAUGAAACCUUAGAGAAAUGUUCAGUAUGCACUCAACCCAUCCUGGAUAGGAUUUUACGAGCUACUGGUAAACCAUACCACCCUAAUUGUUUUACUUGUGUGGUAUGUGGUAAAAGCCUUGAUGGAAUACCAUUUACGGUAGAUGCUAUGAACCAAAUUCAUUGUAUUGAGGAUUUCCAUAAAAAAUUUGCUCCUCGUUGUUGUGUUUGUGAACUGCCAAUUAUGCCUGAAGAUGGUGAAGAAGAGACUGUUAGAGUUGUGGCAUUGGAUAGAAGCUUCCAUGUCAGAUGUUACAGGUGUGAGGACUGCGGGCUACUACUAUCCUCAGAGUCAGAAGGCCGAGGGUGUUACCCUCUCGAUGACCAUAUCCUAUGUCGUAACUGCAAUGCUCACCGCAUACGUCUCUUAACAAAUGUUAUGACAACAGACCUUUGA